AUGGACCCCUCCCUCCCACCUCCCUCAGUCGUGCAAUCCACCGUCGAUACCUUUUUCCUUCAGGCACAUGAUCUUUCGUCGAAUGCUCUGCAUGAGGCUUCAUUCAGAAGGAAGCUUGAUGAGGGAACACUGCCAGCCUACUUACUUCUGGCCGUGCUAGCCUCUGCAGUUCCCUUUUCGUCAGAUCCUUAUUACUCCCGAACGAGGAAUGAGGCCGCUGAAGCAUAUGCGAAAGAGUCAUGGAUGCUAGUUUCGGCAGAGCAUCUCACGGCAAAUGAAAGCUCGCCGAUUGAGAAUCCGCGUAUUGAGGUUGCACAGGCACUGAAUAUUCUGGUCGUGCUAGACUAUGCCGCUGGCCGAGUUGGCUCCGCGCUCGUGAAAACUGGCCUACUGACUCGCGUUUGCCAGGCUUCGCGACUGAUGGUUGAACCCUCUAGCUCGUUACCAUUCGAGGAGCAAGAAGAGCAGCGCCGUGUUUUUUGGUCAGUCUAUGUCACCGACAAGAUGGUUUCUUGUGGCAAGUCACGGCCACUCCCGAGCUUUCAAGACGAUGAAUGCACGCUACAGCUUCCUUGUGACGACGAUACGUUUCGUGCAGGAGAGUGGCAGAACAUGGUCACUCUCGACGAGCUUAUAUCCUGGGAUUUUCAGGAAGAUCAAAGCCCGAACGCAAGUUGCAUUGUGAUGAUUAUGGUUUCGAUCCUUGGCCGCUGCGUGCGGCAUGUCCGCUGCGAAGAAUAUCGAGAGCAGGUCCCCCUUUGGGACGCAAAUUCCGAAUUCUCUAGUUUGACCUCGCUGCUGUCCCGUGCAGGUGCCUACUUUGAAAUCGUAUCUGUUGCAAGAUUGAGCACCAAUAUCGACAGGGUCCCGCGAUCAGAUGCUGGAUAUAUCAUCGUCGCCCACAUGCUAUAUCAUUUAUGCCAUUGUUUGUUAAACCACCCGUUCCUUGCGCGACAGCGCUUGGAGCCAUUCCGAUCAAAUACUGCGUGCUCUAGUUUUAUCUUAGGUCUUUUGUAUACUGCCAACGACCAUGCCCGGCAACUUUUGGAUCUCAUAGGUGACGCUUGCAAAUCUGGAGCCAUCACAAGCCAGUCAGCCAUUUAUCCGUACUGGACUGCCAUAGCUGGAAGCAUAGUGUCCGUGGCAUCGCAUUUUGAUGCUUCAAAACCGCGUCAUAUGAAAGGAUCGGGAUCCUCCCAAUAUCUCGAUAGGAGCCUCGAAAUUCUAGAGCAGCUUGGAGAUAUCUGGCCGCACGCUGUUAACACGACAGCACACCUUCGUGACUUUUAUGAGCACCACGCUCGUCGAUUCGCAUUCUCCCUAAACCCGUCCUCAAUAUCGGAUGACAUCGAUCCUGCUACGGAGCAGGCUCUCUCGGUAAUGGUUGAUCAGGAGCUGGUAGCAAAGCCUCUCCCGAGGACUGGUGAUGCCUCGGAAUUGCAUUUCUCGGACACAUCGACUUGGGAUAUUGAGUUGGACAAAUCUUAUUAUUAA
Aspergillus puulaauensis is the source of this 1494-nucleotide messenger RNA. RefSeq names its product fungal specific transcription factor domain-containing protein. The coding region runs from base 1 to 1494 and encodes 497 amino acids. NCBI's taxonomy places the organism in Eukaryota, Fungi, Ascomycota, Eurotiomycetes, Eurotiales, Aspergillaceae. The transcript is spliced from 2 exons. The record is from RefSeq and is a predicted model, not a curated record. Gene Ontology annotation, biological process: DNA-templated transcription. Gene Ontology annotation, molecular function: zinc ion binding; DNA binding. Gene Ontology annotation, cellular component: nucleus.